AUGAGCCCCCACCGGCCGACCGGUUUGACAACAGGGGGCACAAACAAGCACACAUUACAUCUUAGGCAAUUAUUUUUAAGAUAUGAUCAGGAUGCGACCGUAGAAGAUGAUCUAUGUGAAGAAGAGAUGAAAGCACCAGACAAGCAUGUGACUCGCUCCCUCCUCUCCGCGCCGCCCCCGCUGCCGCCGUCACCCGUGCGUUUCGAAGAUUUGGUCCGCGGCGGGUUCCAGCCGCGCCUUCCGACUUCGCUGCCGCCCCCAGGGCAGCAGCAGCAGCCGUCGCCGCUACCACGCCGACAGCCCGUCCCGAUGAUGCCUCCCGCACAGCUUCAUCCUGGAGCGCCCCAGGUGGUCGCUCCGGCGCCUGCGGUCCCUCUUCAGUCGCCACCGCCUUCGGAGCUGAUGGACGUCGACCCCUCAGCCGGGCCGCCUUCCCAAGCGGUGGCUGUGCAGCCUGUCCUGCAGCCGCUUUCCUUGGGCACCCCCAAGGAGUCUGACACCGCAGCGCCUUGUCCGGCGCCCACUCAGCAGCCGUCGACGCAGCGUCAGGAGACGCUGCCUCUCUUCGUGGGUCCCGACGCCCCGUCGCGUCCAGUACCAGAAGCUGCGCCCGUGGUCACAGGCAGAGAUGAAGGAUCAAAUCAGAUUCUGAACUAA
This is a messenger RNA of Schistocerca americana (American grasshopper), 657 nucleotides long. Its product is annotated as vegetative cell wall protein gp1-like. The transcript is spliced from 4 exons. The record is from RefSeq and is a predicted model, not a curated record. Lineage: Eukaryota; Metazoa; Arthropoda; Insecta; Orthoptera; Acrididae. Bases 1 to 657 code for a protein of 218 amino acids.